Messenger RNA from Debaryomyces fabryi, 1593 nucleotides. It is a transcript of the gene GCD2, whose product is annotated as translation initiation factor eIF2B subunit delta. Lineage: Eukaryota; Fungi; Ascomycota; Pichiomycetes; Serinales; Debaryomycetaceae. The transcript has a single exon. Bases 1 to 1593 code for a protein of 530 amino acids. The record is from RefSeq and is a predicted model, not a curated record.
AUGAGCGAACAACCAGCGUCUGAUAAGCUGCAAUCAGCGGAAAAGGUGACACCUGAUGCAUCUGCUACUGUCCCGGCUGGGGAAAAACAACUAUCAAAUAAAGAGUUGAAAGAAUUAAAGAAGAAAGAGAAGGCAGCCAAAAGAGCUGCUCAAAAGGAAGCAAGUGGUAUCACUCCCGAACAGCAAGACCAAUUGGCACAACAAAAAAUGGAAAGGAAGAAACAGCAACAAACUGCUACGAAUACAAAUUUAAAGAAACAAUUGAAUCAAACAUUGAUUAAAGAUGCCAGCGCUAAAAAGAAAAUUCCAGCCUUGUUCAGUCAUUUGGAAACUAGGGAACAAAGAAAUGCAUCUUCGCCAUCGAUCUCUCAUAUUGUGCAUCCAGCGAUAUUAUCAUUAACUUUGAAAUACUCCAACUAUAAAAUUGUGGGAUCUAUUUCAAGAUUGAGAAAUAUGUUAGAAACUUUCAAGGUAGUUAUAAGCGACUAUCAAACACCACCAAAUACAACUUUAACUAGACACUUGACAGGUCAUUUAUCUCAUCAAAUUGAAUAUUUGAAGACAGCACGUCCAUUAUCUGUAUCCAUGGGAAAUGCAAUUAGAUUGUUGAAGCAAGAAAUUUCCCAUAUCUCGAUUGAUACCACAGAGCAGCAGGCAAAGGAAAUAUUAAAUCAAAGAAUUGACGAUCUUAUCAAGGAAAAAAUUGACUUAUCUGAUAUGCUCAUAAUCGAAAAUGCAUCAAAGCAUGUCACAAAUGGCUCCACCAUUUUAACUUUCGGACAUUCACAUGUAUUAGAAAACUUGUUUAAGUACUGUGUUAAUCAACAAAACAAGAAAUUUAACUUAAUAAUUGUUGAUUCUAGGCCGCUAUUCGAAGGAAAGAAUUUGUUAACUAACCUAGUAAAUACGAACUAUUCACCUAAUAUAGAGGAAGCCAACAACUCUGAUGCAGAGUCUGCAACUAGGAAGAUCUACAAGCUGAAGCCUAUUACGCAGGAUCAUCUUAAAGUACAGUAUGUUUUGAUCAACUCAUUAUCAUCUACCAUACUAGAAGACGUUGAUUGCGUAUUUUUGGGUGCACACGCGAUGUUAUCUAAUGGUCGUCUCUUUUCUCGUGUUGGUACUGGUUUAAUUGCCAUGAUGUGCCACACAAGAAACAUUCCGGUAUUGGCCUUUUGUGAGUCUAUUAAGUUUUCAGAUAAAGUUCAGUUAGACUCUGUUACAACUAAUGAAUUGGCGGAUAGUGGAGACUUGAUACAGGACAUCGGUUCAAAGAAACCGCCACAGAAGAAAUCAUUUGCUUUGGAGCAAUUUAUAAAACAGUGUGAAGAAGAAAAAACUAAAGCCACCAACAAUUUGAACAAUAAAAAUAAGCAGCAAAAACAAAAGAAUAGUAAUACCGAUGAAGAAAUAUCUGGAAAAGAUACAAAUGAAUCUCUUUUGAAGAACUGGCAGGAUAUUGAUAAUUUGAAUAUUUUGAAUAUUAUGUAUGAUUUAACUCCUCCGGAAUAUAUAAAGAAAGUUGUCACUGAGUUAGGUGCUUUACCGCCUUCAUCAGUUCCUGUCAUUUUAAGAGAAUACAAAAGUGCUUAA